AUGCUAAAAAAUGGUGCUAAACCGAGUGCAGUGGCUUAUAAUACUGUGGUCGCUAGUUGUGCGAAAGCAGGCGAACUCGGUGACGCGUUGGAUGUGUUGAAAGAAUUGACAAGUGCCGGGUGUGAUCCACAUGUUACAACAUGCACAUCUCUCAUAUCUGCUUUCGGACGGAAGGGCCAGUGGGAAGAAGCUGUCAAUCUGUUCCAUGACAUGGAACGUGCAGGUGUUGUACGCGAUACGGUUAACUAUAAUGCUACUAUUUCAGCAUGCGAUAAGGGAUAUCAGUGGCAAAAAGCCUUGGAUCUGUUUUAUGAGAUGGAAGCCAAGG
Sphaeroforma arctica JP610 is the source of this 328-nucleotide messenger RNA. RefSeq lists its product as hypothetical. The record is from RefSeq and is a predicted model, not a curated record. Lineage: Eukaryota; Ichthyosporea; Ichthyophonida. The annotation marks the transcript as partial. Gene Ontology annotation, molecular function: protein binding. The transcript has a single exon.